Messenger RNA from Podarcis muralis (Common wall lizard), 2540 nucleotides. RefSeq lists its product as uncharacterized. NCBI's taxonomy places the organism in Eukaryota, Metazoa, Chordata, Lepidosauria, Squamata, Lacertidae. The record is from RefSeq and is a predicted model, not a curated record.
GCAGCUGCCCAGAUCAAAACAAAAGGGGUGCGGGGGGAGGGGGCAGUUGGCACCGGCUUCUUCCUUUCAUUCCCUUUGAACCUUUCCUCUUCUGCUUGCUAAAGGAACAGGGAGUUUUCUUGAAGCAAAGAAAAAGCAGCACCUACCGGGUACUCUAUUCACCAAACAUCCUAGCAUAGCUGCAGGGUUGGCAAACAGCCGUGUUGUGGAAAAUGGCCACCAAGGUGAAUGAGCAGAGCCUAGAUGCAUCCUGCAGUGACCCUGCAAAGGAGAGGGAUCCAGGUAACACCAACAUGGCUGAGCAUCAGGACUUGGAUAGAGGCGAGGCCAAAGCAGCUGGUGAGUGUUCAGGAGGAGGAGCUGAACAUUCGGAGAUGACGCAGCAGCCUACGGAUCAGCGUCAAGCCCCAAGGCUGCAGGUAAAACAAGAAGAGAAACCAAAAACUGAAAAAUCCUUGGUGCCGCCUGCUGCAGAGGCUUCUGUGUCAGUUCCAGUGCUGCCCUUGGGAGAAGGGAAAGGGGCAAAGCGGAUGAUGGAGGAUGAUGAUGGUGAUGAUGACAUCUUUAAAGAAAUGCCGGAUGUCUGCCAGGAGGCCAGAGAGCCAGGAAGGGCCAUGCUCCUGCCAGAUCUCUUUGGGGAGGCUCAGCAGGCUCAUAGCAGCCUGGCUGCUGGCCGGGCUGGAGGAUGUGCCAAGUUGGAGCAAGCCAUCCCAUGCCUGCCGAACGUGGGCUCCGAGAACCAGCGCAAACGCUUCCGGGGUUUUGCCUACAAAGAGACUGAAGGGCCCCAAGUGGCCUAUGAGCGACUCCAGGAACUGCUGUUCCAGUGGUUGAAACCAGAGGCCCGCAGCAAGGAGGAGAUUGUGGAGCAGUUGGUGCUCGAGCAGUUCCUGAACCUCCUCCCAGAGGAUGUCCAGCGCUGGGUUCGGGAACGUCACCCUGAAAAUGGGGAUGAGGCUGUAGCCCUGGCAGAAGACUACCAGUUUCUGCACCCUGAGCCUGGGAGACGGCCCUACCCAGAAAGGGCAAGGCAACGGUCUUCAGCAAGGAGUUGGCUCCGCUGAAGUCACUGAAUCGGACAAGCAGGACUGGUUAUUGACUGAGAGAAUCAAAGACCUAGUUAUCUACCAAGCCGAGUGGGGGAAGCCUAAAUGGGCCAGAGGAACUCAGAAAUCACAGUGCAGUUGCCGAGCAUGAAAAGACCUUUACACAGCCUUUCCCUGCACGGAGACCAUUCACUGGAGCAGAACCCUUCACAUCAUCUGACUUUUUUUGUGUGUAUACAUAACGGGGAGAAGAAGGGGAAUUUCAAAAUCUUGCUUGGUCCUUUUUGCAGCUUAAAGAAUGCCCUCUGUCCACUAAUGCUAUAGGAAUAAGUUGGAGAAAGGACAAAGCAUGAAGGGAACUUCAGAGCUUUUCAAAAGGGGUGGGGGGGUGGGCAUGACUUUGGAAUGUAUGUACAUAUGAGCAUUCUGAUAGGAUGCAGAAGGGAAGGGUCCUGUGAUGAAAAUGAUACCUGCCAGUCUGCCUCAGGUUGGUCUGAGGCAUCUGAGUCACCUUUUCCUCACCUCUUCCCCCACUCCUCAAAUAGUCUCCCAUGCCCUCCUCCCAUCAGUUUAUGAUUGGCAAGAUAAUGUUUCCCCCUGAUUCCCCUCCUUGCUUUGUGUUCAGAGGGGUGCCUCUUAAUUUGGAGAUAUGGCCUGCCCUGCUCAUCCUGUCAGAAUUUGUGUGGGAAAUCUUGAAAAGUCACCUUGUACCACUCCCAAGACAUUUUGUGUGGCAGGGCAGACUUUGAACACCUUUGGGGAAUUCAGGGCUUCUGCCACAGGCCUAGCUCCUCACUACACCCAACAGCCCUAUAAACUGAAGCAAACUCUGUAUGUUGCAGGUACAAGGCAGUUGUUGCUGUCAAACACUUCCACAUCAUGCAAGCCCCACUGUUGCCCAUGUAGUUUGCCUUGAUUGUGCGGUGAUUCCCCUUGUCAUUGCUCUACCUCCCUCAGAGCUGCUGGCAUGGAGAUUGCCAUGCAGUCUGGCAGACCUACAUGGGAUUCUCAUGUUGUAUCCAUGAAGAGUCUAGCCACUCAAAAGCAUUUUGAUAAUGACUGGCCUCAUAACCCACAGAAUUCUCCCUCCUUGCUUGUAACUUUUUUUCAGUGGUUUAUCAAUGGAUUUGGAGCCUGCAGUACUUACCUGUGAGCCAAAGUAGUCACAAUUUGACGAACCAGCUGUUUGCUGGAGAUCAAGCAUUCUUCAGUGCUUCAAGCUGGGCUUUGUUUCUGCAACAUAUUUGAGGAAUGGAGUGGGAAGGGAAGGGUCUUUUCUGCGGCUCCCCCCAGGUUUGUAUUAGUGUGUUGAAAUGGGAGCAAAGUGUUUUCUUGCUUGUAGAAACUAGGUUUUUGAUACUCGUCCUGAUGUGAUGUAGCUUCUGCUUUCGCCUUGUAUCAGGUGAACUUUAGCCCUGCUUUCAUUUGUGUAAAUUUCUGGUGUGUGUGUAUGUCCGUGGAUGAGCACAUGUAAUAAAGGAUCUUUCCCCCACA